AUGAAGUUCAUCGGAACUGCUGCCUUUGCCCUCACCGUGGCUGUUGCCAUGGGAGCCAAGCUCUCCGACUCCAAGGCCUUUGACGAAGCCAAGUCCCAGUGCAAUGUUGGCGACAUCUCUUGCUGCAACUCCGCGGAAGAGACCGAGGCCGACGGCAUCCUGGGCAACCUCCUUGCUGGAGGUCUCCUCAACGGUGUUCUCGGUAACUCCAACUCGCCUUGCGCGAAGACCAGCCUCAUUGAUGAGCUGAACAUCCUUGCUUCCAUCAAGGACACCGACUCCGGACCCGUUUGCAAGAACAUCAUUGCUUGCUGCCCCGAGGGUACUACCACCUGCACUGCUAUUGACAACUCUGGAAAGGAGUAA
Messenger RNA from Penicillium olsonii, 366 nucleotides. The record is from the annotation of a GenBank genome assembly. NCBI's taxonomy places the organism in Eukaryota, Fungi, Ascomycota, Eurotiomycetes, Eurotiales, Aspergillaceae.